This is a messenger RNA of Chanos chanos (milkfish), 4047 nucleotides long. Its product is annotated as KIAA1549-like b. Bases 1 to 4047 code for a protein of 1348 amino acids. The transcript has 22 exons. The record is from RefSeq and is a predicted model, not a curated record. NCBI's taxonomy places the organism in Eukaryota, Metazoa, Chordata, Actinopteri, Gonorynchiformes, Chanidae.
AUGGAAGGGUGCCAGAUCUUCUCUUGCUGUCUGGAAGACAGCGAGGGUAUCACAGACCUGGAAAUCCUGCAGUGCUUGAAAUUAAAUAUUUCUUCAUCUUUUCCAGGUGACUCAAGUUUUGAGGCAUCUGGGUCAUCAGCCUCACCACAGGACCUUGCAAUCUUGGCAACUUCAUCACAUCUGUUAUCUGAAAUGUUGAGGAUGGAUGAGGAUCCUGUCUCGAUCAUCCAAUCAGAUCCCACGGGUCCUUCAAAGCGUUUGAGAGAACAGCCAGCUUUCUCAUCUAUACUAACUCUACUGGCCAGCACAGCCAAGAAGCCCCAAAACCUGAUUCAGUUCAGAGCAACUCCAGAAAGUAUCUCUACCAGUGACAAUGAAACCAGCCAAUGGCCUUCUGAUUUUUCAGUUGAAAGAGCAAAACCGUCCUUUACAUUUUCCUCCUCCUCAGUUCUGGUGCCCAUCAGAAACCUCACCACCGUUUCAGAGGAGUCAGAGCUUGAUGGUUGGACCUCUGGACCUGCAAUUUCCAUGGACACAUCCAGGGAGACUGGCCAUCCAAAAGAGAACAACUCUUCCCUGGUGACAGAUGCUACAUUACCUAGUAAGCCUUUACCUAUGACUUCAGAAACACUGCCCACAACUCAUGAAGUCACAACAAGCACCUCUUUGCAACUCUCUACUGUCACCACCACAACUGUAGCUAUGAGAAGAACAAGCACCACUCCUACCCUAAAAACAACGACACAGGUUACCAGCACUACAGUGAAAAGGCCAACAACAAUGGAAACAACAACCACCACUACUGCUAUCACCAAAACCACAGCUCCAAGAACUUCAGCUACUGCACCAUCAUUCUCUCAGACUCCUAAGACCAGUUCACCUAGAGGCACCGCCAGUCUUCUAACAACUACCAGCACCACUACUGUUCCUCCACUCAAAUGCAACAUCACAGACAGAAUGUGGGUGAAAACAGUUUUAUCCAUUCAUUUACGGAGGAACCGCCUAGACAGUAUUCUCAAACAGAACCUCCCAAGGGGUCUCACUCAAGCACUGAGAAGGGCUCUGAAUGACAGCUCUGUCCAUGUACAGAUCGAGAGUCUCUCCACUGCCCCCAAUGUAACAGUGGGUUACUAUGUAACCAAUGGGGAUAUAGUCUACAAUGCUGCAGUCGUGGUGGAAGCACUUAAUGUGUAUGGACUUGAGAGAUUGAUGGGGGAUAUUCGUCAGUUUGUGCCUUUGGUGCAGGCAGUUCCCAUCCCAGCCACGCCCUGGAGACCCAGCCCGGCAAUCUCCCUGCUGCUGAAGACAGUGCUGAGGUUUGUUGGGCCAGGAGAUGACCUGAGGUCCUGUAAGUUUGUUCAGAUGAUGGAGCAGAGACUGGAAAAUGCCUUUGCUGAGGCAGAGACCAAAGUGCUUAAUUCCCAUAGCAGACUCACUGUACAGAUCUUGAGUGCAUCUCAAUCAGCUGGAUCUCCUGCUGUGUCCUUGAUUUACAUAGUGAAGAAUGGCUCCAUUGCUCUUAAUGGCACAUCUGCCAGUAACCUACUCAACCGCUUGACUACUGAGCUUGUGGGAUACUUUCUCUUCUAUCCGCCUCUCAUCACUGCUGAGCCCUUGGAGUACCACAACCUCAACACCUCUGCAGCAACAAGGGAAUUCUGGGUAAUCACAGUCAUUCAGGAUGUGGAUAACUCCUCUUUGGAGGGGCAGUACCAGAGCUUUGCCAGUCUGAUGGAGCAACGCUUGGCAGAACUUUUUGUGGUGGCACAUCAGCAGGGCAGUCGUUUCAGACGGGCCACCACUGUGGGCAGUUACACUGUCCAGAUGGUCAGUAUUAGGCGAGUUGCUGGUCCAAAGAACCCAGCUGAGAUGACCUACUAUGUUCUACUGAACGGAUCUCCAUUGCCUGGAACCACAGCAGCCAAAGUGCUGAACACUCUGGACUCCCAGACCAUGGCCCUAACUCUGGGCUACUUUGUCCAGCUCCAGGCUGAAUCUGUAGUUAAGAACCCAUCCAACAAUCUCUGGAUCAUUGCUGCAGUAUUGGCUCCCAUUGCUGUGGUGACACUCAUUAUCAUCAUCAUCACGGCAGUGUUGUGCCGUAAAAACAAGAGUGACUUCAAGGCUGAUGCGAUGGGUAACCUCAAUCCUCGCAGCAAGAGUGCUUACCGGAGAGACGCUGCUUAUUAUCACCAGCCUGUACAAGGGUUUGACUAUGCUAAACAGCACCUCGGCCAGCAACCUGGUGAUGAGGAGACCCACCCUGUUACCCAGGAAACAAUGGUGCUGCCCCUGCCUAUUCGAGAUGCCCCCUUGUCUCUUGAGAAGGUCAUUCACCAGGAUGGGAGCACUUCCAAAAAGACCCUGUCAGGUGACAUCAGGAAGAGCAGGUUGCCGAGUGAGAAUGGUUCCGUCAUCAGCAACGAAUCAGUGAAGCCCAAUUCUGGCAGGGCUUCAGUGGCACAGAAAGUCACAGCACAGCAGAAACUAACAAAGGAGGAGACAAGGAAGAGAAAUGAUCCCUAUGACACCUCUUCAGGAUCUCUUCAGCUCAUUUCCAUAAAGCCAAUGGCAGCACCACCCACUUACUCACACCCUGCCUCAUCAGACCGUAGUCAAGAUUCAGCUAUUCUCAAUGGGGAGGUGAGUCUGGCUCUGAAGCAGAAGUCAGACAUUGAACACUACAGGAAUAAGCUGAGGCUGAAAGCCAAGCGAAAGGGUUACUAUGACUUCCCUUCUGCGGAGGGUAGUGGCAGCUCCAGAGCUCCAAGCCAAAGAAACCGGCAUGGCUAUGACAGAGCUCCACACCAGCAUACCAGGGCAGUGGAGCAUGAAGACCACAGGACGUCUACAUAUGUCAAAUCCCGCAGAAGGCACUCUGAGGUUAGACAUCCAGCCUAUCGCAGCAGGCAGUCCCUGAACAGCCCCAGUCCUGGCGGGACAGAAAUGGACCUACUUGUCAUGAGAGACAGACCCAGAAAGGGCAUCCGCAACAGUGGCUAUGAUACGGAACCUGAGAUCCUUGAGGAAACUAAUGUGGAUCGACUGAUGAGUCACCGUAGCUACGGUUGCCGACAGUUCAAAGGUCACUCAGAGACUUCCACACUGAGCUCACAGCCCUCCAUAGAUGAGGUGCGUCAGCAGAUGCACCUGCUGCUGGAGGAAGCUUUUAGCUUGGCAUCAGCUGGGCAUUCCACUGCCGGCCGACACCACCACCACUUGGGCUCCUACAGCCCUGGACCUCCCGUCCCUUACUCAGAGGUGGUCACCAGUGCCCCUGGAACCAUGAACCGCAACCAUGGAGCCCUACAGUGGGUUCCAGCAUAUGGUCCAGACUUGUACCAGUGCAGUCUGCCUAAACCGGCCUUCAGGUUUACCCAGCUUCCUGAGAUGGCUAUGGGUUCCCCUCCACCACCAGUACCCCCCAGAACAGGCCCUCCUCCUGGGACAUCACUGAGGCGCUCAUCAUCAGACCUUGGUCCAAAAGCCCAGAACUCCGAGUCUUCGGUGCCAGACAUGCAGAACCCACAUGACAGUGCCCCCUACAUGCCGAUUCUCAGGGCACCACUCCCACCGGUCACUGUGGACCAGCCCCUACCUAGCCACUCAGGAAAUCCCAUCACUGCGGUCUACGCUAUACCAGCCAGCCGGCCAGGGUACACGGGUUACUUCAUCUCAACACCACCAUCCUCCUAUCAUAGUCCUUCCUGGAUGUCCUAUCCCCCUGAACCUGAUGAUGUGCCCCAACAGUGGGCUGACUCAAUGCCCUUGCCAGGUUAUGCGGAGGCUUUUCCACAUCCUCGUUACCCUCAGGGGAGCCCUUUGAGGCUUUUGCAACACUACAGUACUGCUGUACAGGGGGGACCAGAACACCAUCCCUCCCCACCUACUGCUGCCUCUCAGCAGACUUUAUCUGACCCAUUGGACCUAGCUGAUACUGACACCCCCCUAAGUAGCCUCUCCACCUCUGCUCUGGUCAAAGCCAUUCGUGAGGAGGUGGCCAAGCUGGCCAGAAAGCAGACAGAUAUGUUUGAGUUCCAGGUUUAG